AAUUUCUGCUGGCCAACCUCUUUCUAUUAAAGAUCCGACUAUCUAGAAGCGAUAAUGCCAUUCAUUAUAUAUUUAUAUACAUGCAUUUGUACGGAUAUUAAGCCAAAAAUGUCGUUUAAUAUCCAGUUCACCGUAACUCGGGAAUAACUUACACACAAAGGGAAAUUAUAAUUGAGAAUUGCUUUGUCACCAGUGAGUUUCGAAUACUGCUGCUUCCUGGUUUAGAAACAACGAUGUAAAGUGACUUUUGACGCACAAAAUAGGUGUCGGUUAAUAUUUUUGAAUAUAAACAAAUGCCACGGUGUAUAUAUGAGAAAAAAAAAACAUGAAUAUAUGUACGCUUCCAUCAUCUCGACAUAUGAAUAGUUUGUGAUCAAAGAUGAGCCUUAAAAUCUUCCAGGAAUUGAAACAAGUGUUCUAAUUGCUUUCUAACGAAGAUGAGGCGAGCAAUUAUUCUUAUCUUAGCAACGUCCGUGGUUCUCUCGUUGAUGACACCUGGUGCGCAUGCGCAGGAAACAAUUCCGACGGAGUGCCUCUCCCGGAUCAUAACGGGGCACAAGAACGCCUCGAUCAAGUACCAGGAGGACCAAAUCGUCCAGGUGAUUCCAGUCGAGGGCUUCUGGACGCGCUUCGACCUCGCCUUCGUCCACUCCAGCAGGGACCGGUACACCCUCUCCCUCGCGAGGGCCGACGACCAACUGAUGGUGCUGGUUUGGGACGAGCGAUCAACCCUCCUCCUGAGGCCGACUUACAGGUGUCUGUGUCUCCACUCCGGAGUCGCCGUCAACUUCACUUUCUAUCUGGACAGGUGGGGCGGGACGAGGGUCCGGGAUAUUCUGGGCCGGGUACGAGGAGGUCAUCCGUCUGCCGGAGGUCCAUAUUCUGGAUUUCGCUCGCGUCCAGAACUUCGGCGACGCCGAUAUGAGAGUGAACAUCUGCACUCCAGGAAACUCGUCUGCCCUGCCACCUACCGUCAGCCCAAAGAAACACGAAGGUAAACAAUGUCCGAAGUGCGAGAGACCUACCGCCUUCUCGGAAAGCCUGAGCGAAUCUGUGUUGAUAGGAUGUCUGGCGAUGUCCCUCGUCGUUGUGUUUGGGUUGCUUUCCUACGUCGUUUACCUCAAGCGACAUUUCGGGAAGAAGCCGGAGCGGCAACUGGGUGGGGAGCAGGCAACCUCUUUCGACGACCUGUCAGGUGAUAGCAUCCGAACGCUAACCCAACAGCUCCCUCCAACCAGAGCUCUGCCUCCAACGCCCUUGCAACCGUCUCUGCGUCCUCCGAAGACGGCCCACAUCAAGUCCCGAAGGCAGAGCCCCAUGUACCAGGACGUGCUGAAGUACGAGAACUCGUUCCAGAGCCAUCUGGUGGCUCAGGAGAUGAACGACGACGACGGUUAUCUCCCCGCCAUCGAACCUCAGAUGCAGACCUUCACCCAAAGCCACUGUGGGGGGGAGCCAGAUCGUCAGGGUGGCGACGAAAAUGAAAGAGCGGAUAUGGGGAGUGAGGAGAGUCUGUAUGAACCGAUGCCUUAAAUAAGAGGUGGAUUCUCAAGACUUAACGUUAGUCAGGCUAUUCACGGAAAAUGAAAGGCUCCGCUAUCCCCUGCUCGAUAAAGAUGGAAACACAACGAAGUGUAAAGCUGAGUUUUAUUUUAUCACGUGAGGCAAAAUUAAGAAAAUUAGAAAAUGCAGCAAGUUUAAAAUGGAUAACAAAAGUUCUCGUUGCAUAUAUAU
Messenger RNA from Macrobrachium nipponense, 1734 nucleotides. RefSeq lists its product as uncharacterized. The record is from RefSeq and is a predicted model, not a curated record. The transcript is spliced from 4 exons. Lineage: Eukaryota; Metazoa; Arthropoda; Malacostraca; Decapoda; Palaemonidae. Bases 922 to 1533 code for a protein of 203 amino acids.